Aureobasidium vineae is the source of this 1647-nucleotide messenger RNA. The record is from the annotation of a GenBank genome assembly. Lineage: Eukaryota; Fungi; Ascomycota; Dothideomycetes; Dothideales; Saccotheciaceae.
AUGCUUGAGCCCUCACGGGUAGCGGAAGAAACUGGCUACGAGCGACCAGACAAGCAACAAAGAGCACUUGCAGCUGGCUUUGCUGACACAUCGGCUUUCGAGGACAAUGACUUCCCAGGACCACUGGUGCUUCCGAAUGAUGCAAUUGACUCUGAUCCAAAGUAUCCUCUGCAAAGUUUUGCGGAUUGGAAAAAGCUCAUUACGCCGACGGCUGCACCGCUGCAGAGGAAGAAGAUCUAUAUCGCAGCUCCACCGGGGCGUACUAAGCACUGUCCACGACUUUACGAGAUGCAAUGGCCGCAUAAAGAUCACUCGCCGCCACAAAGUGUGCAUGUAUUGGGAUAUUUGGCUGCAUUCUACACUGGCUUUGAAGUAGUCGAGCUACCGGAAAACACACUCAUCUUCGACAAAUGGACCGAGGGAGCUGCCUCCUCACCCAGCGACUCUUCUGUCGCGCUCAACACCCCCAAGGAAAGCGUCCGGAUUCGCAAAAGACCGAUGCCGAAGAAUGGUCGUGGUUUCCAACUCAAUCUCAACGUUAUGCUAGACGCUGCAAUUGCGGUACUUCCUAGUGACGCAUUGGCAUUGAUCCUGCUCAUGGAUUUUGACAUGUACGAAGACAAUGACGAUGAGUUUGGUUGCGGACGCGCGUAUGGCGGAAGCCAUGUCUGCAUAGUAUCGAGUUUCCGCUAUAAUCCAUCGCUGGACCGCAGUCUCGAGCUCGAUCGUGAUCAUCUCUGGCCAGCAAGCCAUUGUGCCAAAUACGUCCAGGAGCAGGUUGAUAAGUUCAUCGAACCCGCUGAAGCAGAUCAAGAGUCGAAAGCCACAAAGUCUCUACAACAUUCGGUGCCCCUUGCUAGAGCUAUACGGGCGCAUCCGAGUGGAAAGUCCUCCUCAUACGACAUGUGGCUGGAAAGAAUUUGCCGUACCGCAAGUCAUGAGCUUGGUCAUUGCUUGGGUAUGGAUUAUUGCAUGUACUACGCUUGCAUCAUGCAAGGAAGCAAUUCCAUCGCCGAAGACCUUGGACAACCUCCAUACCCCUGUCCCAUCGACAAUGCGAAACUCUAUGCUCUCAUAGAGAUGAGGGGAGAUGCAGCAAAAGUAGGGAUCCACCGCCAUCGUGUUGGCGAAGGCCCCGAAGCAAUCCUCGCAAAGCUGCAGCCGGCGCUCGCAGAACGCAGCAUAUCACAUCGCGUAGCAAUUAUCGAUAAAGUCGACGACUUUGAAGGAGAAAUCGGCCGCAGUUUUGCAGUGUUGCGUCAGAUUGCUGUGCAAACCAAGAUGGCUGUCACCAAGAAUGAGUUUCCAAUCAUACUUGCUGGCAACUGCAGUUCGUCAGCUGCGGUCUUGGCUGGACUCAAUGCUGCAGGUCUCGAUCAGGAGGACCUCGAUGUGUUCUGGCCCGAUGCUCACGCUGAUACGCAUGUUCCUGAUGACCCUGGUAUCGGCUAUUUCGACAGCAUGGGCAUUGCCAUGUUGACUGGUCUAUGCUGGAAAGGCCAUAUGAACGAUAUUGAAGGACAUAAUCCAUUUCAUUUCUCACGGCUUCACCUUCUUGGCAUCAGAAGCUAUGAAGCAGAAGAGAUGACUCGACUGCACGACCACGAUGCUAGCAUCCUCUUUUUGCGAAGAAGGACACGAGUAUAA